Pyrus x bretschneideri (Chinese white pear) is the source of this 2286-nucleotide messenger RNA. Its product is annotated as probable E3 ubiquitin-protein ligase ARI8. Gene Ontology annotation, biological process: positive regulation of proteasomal ubiquitin-dependent protein catabolic process; protein polyubiquitination; ubiquitin-dependent protein catabolic process. The record is from RefSeq and is a predicted model, not a curated record. Gene Ontology annotation, cellular component: ubiquitin ligase complex; cytoplasm. Lineage: Eukaryota; Viridiplantae; Streptophyta; Magnoliopsida; Rosales; Rosaceae. The transcript has 2 exons. Bases 408 to 2024 code for a protein of 538 amino acids. Gene Ontology annotation, molecular function: ubiquitin conjugating enzyme binding; zinc ion binding; ubiquitin protein ligase activity.
UCGCAACCGCUUCGCUACACAAUCUUGAAACAAGCAGACAUGAGCCAACGCCAACUCGGUGAUAUUACAGAUAUCUGCUCAACACUCUUCGUGUCAAGAGCCGCGGCGAUCAUCUUACUCCGCCGCCGUGAUUGGAACGCAAUUACAUUAAAAAUCUCUUCAAUUCCAGUAGAAGAGUAGACACAGAGCAACUCUCCGUCGCUAUAAAUACCUAAUCAGGCAUCAGUGCCUCAUCCUCCUUCAUCCACCGUCCAUCCCAUCUUAUCUCGGGAUCACAUCGACUGCGGUGACUCCGUAGAGGGCUGAUCGUUCCGAAAGAAACGAUCUAUUUGUCGAAAUCAUCGCUAUCGGCGAAAGAAUAAAACGGAAGGAAUCAAAUAAAACAAUCUCUAGGGUUUCUGUAUACCAUGGACAAGAAACGCAACCGGAACGGCGACAACUACAUCGUCAUAAACAGCGAUGAAGAAUCAGAUCGAUCAGAACGUUUUGAAGAAGAAGAAGACGACGCAGUCGAUGAUGAAUUUGCUUUUGUCCAAGAAGACAGCAUCGACAGCACCGAUCACUACGAGUUCAGCGAAAGUACUGAUUCGUCUCAUAAUCCAUAUCAAAACUACGCCAUAUUGAAAGAGGAAGAUAUUCGCCAACUGCAGGAGGAAGAUAUCACAACAGUUUCUACUAUCCUUUCCAUACCGAAAUCCGCUGCAUGCUUCCUCCUCUCACACUUCAACUGGAGCGUCGGCAAAGUCAACGAGGAGUGGUUCGCCGACGAAGAUAGAGUCAGAGAGAAGGUAGGGUUGUUGAGGAAGCCCGUGGUUAGUUUCCAUCCCACAGAUUUGAUUACUUGCGGAAUAUGUUUUGAUGAUCAUCAGUAUGGAUCAAAGGAUGUUUUUUUCGCUGUUUGCGGUCAUCCCUUUUGUCGGGAUUGCUGGACAGGUUAUAUUAAAUCAGCGAUAGAUGAGGGUCCGGCGUGUUUGAUGGUGCUGAGAUGUCCCGAACCGUCUUGCAAGGCAGCGGUUGGACCGGAUUUAAUCGAGGGUUUGACGACAAGAGAAGAUCAUGAGAGGUAUAAGUACUUCCUUUUGAGAUCUUACGUUGAAGGGCGCAGGGAGAUCAAGUGGUGCCCUGCACCGGAUUGCAUGUACGCUGUGAAAUUCAAUGCAGGUGGAACCAAAAGCUAUGACGUUUCGUGCCUUUGCUUGUACGGGUUUUGCUGGAAUUGCAAUGAGGAAAUUCACCGUCCUGUGAACUGCAAGACUGUGGAAAAUUGGAUUUCGAAGAACAAGGACGACUCGAUGAAUGCGCAGUGGAUACUUGGGAAUACCAAGCCUUGCCCCAAGUGCAAGAAACCAAUCGAGAAGAACAACGGGUGUAAUCAUAUGACUUGCGCAAACCCUUGCAGGUAUGAAUUUUGCUGGUAUUGCCUCGAGAAUUAUACUGGACAUACAUGCUGCAAUGGAUAUAACAGGGCAACUGAUGAAUAUACGGGAACUGACCCGGACAAGGUUGAAGCUGGGAGGGAUAAAAAGAGGGCAAAGAGAUACGUGGAGAAAUACCUACAUUAUUAUGAACGAUGGGCAAACAAUCUGUCUUCGAAGAAAAAAGCAAUAGAGGAUUUACAUAAUGUGCAGAGCAAGGACAUUAUGAAGCUUGCCGCCAUACAAUGUCAAUCGGAGCUUCAGCUCAAGUUUAUCGUAGAGGCGUGGCGGCAGAUCAUUGAAUGUAGGCAGGUAUUGCGAUGGACGUAUGCAUACGGGUACUACAUUCCCGAGAAUGAAGAACUGAAGAUUCAGCUAUUCGAGUACUUGCAAGGCCACGCAGAGUUCAGCCUGGAGAGGCUUCACAAAUGUGCUGAGAGUGAGAUGAAAGAGUUUCUCUUUGCUAAAGGUCCGUUGGAAAGUUUCCGGGACUUUCGUAUAAAGCUCGUAAGACUGACAAAGGUGACUGCAAGUUAUUUUGAGAAGCUGGUUGGAGCGUUGGAGAAUGAUCUUUCUGAAUUGGACAUACAGGGGAUUCACAAGUCUUGAUCAUGUGACCAGUGUGCCACUUCUGAAUGCUUGUUCUCCAAUGUAACAUGGACCCUGGAGAGGUGUGUCAUGACUCCUGAGAAGGCGUUAACUAGCUCUCUGGUUUCCUCCCCCAUUUAUUUAUGAUCUAAUGGACUCCAAUUUAGAUGAUUUGUUAUGAGAUAGGUAACUUGUUUAGGAAGUUUCAUUUCGUUUCUUGUUCGGUAUGAAACCUUUUGUGUAGUAUAUUUCUUCUAAUCAAAUUCUGUUUGCCAUUGAUAAA